Diprion similis is the source of this 4950-nucleotide messenger RNA. RefSeq lists its product as uncharacterized. Lineage: Eukaryota; Metazoa; Arthropoda; Insecta; Hymenoptera; Diprionidae. The transcript is spliced from 11 exons. The record is from RefSeq and is a predicted model, not a curated record. Gene Ontology annotation, molecular function: protein binding; DNA binding. Bases 1126 to 4911 code for a protein of 1261 amino acids.
CUACGUCCAUGCAUAUAACAGGCUAUUCGCCAAUUUUGCGCACAAUGUUAAUCAUUUACCUUUAAUUGAGAUUAUAUUUGGCAAGUUUUUUACACACAAUAUUCGUGAAUAUUUGUUUCUAAAUUUUUCACGCCGCAGAAGCAUUGGAUGAAAUGCAAUUUGAGAAUGCGUAGAGAUUUGAUUUUGAAUCUCGUAGUAAUUAUCAAUUGACAAUCGAGAAGAAAAAAGCUGUAGAUGGGAGUAGAGUCACAAUCUGUAAACAUGACAAGAUCAACGUGUAUUUAUUCACGUUAUGCAGUCGUUCAUGCGGUACCUAAGUAUAAACUUUCUUUGUCUUCGUCAAGUUUCUUCCCUUAAUUAACAACCCCUAAAACAUAUUGAACGAUCAUAUCAUCGAAGGGUCUUGUUCCCUAUAAUUUUAAUCUACUGCGUCGCACUACAGUCAGUGGGCGGAGUUUAAAAUCAUCGUUUUGCCAUUCAUUUCGUAUAUAUACGUUAAGUUAUUAUCUUAUUCAAACGCGAUGCAAUCAGCAAAAGCACGUACAUAUUACGCCUUUUACGCCGGUGGUUUGUCUCGAUGAUUACAAGGCAGAAACCUGUGGAAAUUCAAAACGAUUGCGGACGCCUGUGUGGCAGUGGUGGCCUGCUGCACGGGAACUUCCGGCUUAACAUUUUACGGACGCUGACCAGAGUAGCUCGGUUCACAGAUCACAUUAUAUAGGUUGGAAAAAGUUAAAAGUUUAGCUCGUUGCCGAUCUUAACCGCGAGAUUUGUGCAGAAGUUGUGCGAAAGUUCGGUUAGCUAGUCAACCGUGAUUAAAAAACAGUGACAAGUGUUUAUGGCGUGAUGUUUUUCGGUUGUAUUUACUGCUCUCGGAGAGCGUAUAUCGGCAGAGCUGUGUAAAUAGCGUGGCAGUGAAUUAGCGGACAAAUGAAUGCGGAGUGCGGUACCAUAAUAGAAGAGAGGACAUAACGCGUUUAACAAACGUCAGGGUGUAAUACUAAGACGUAGCGUUGAACGAAAUAAAGCAAUUAAAUACACCCGUAAUAUUUAUAACGUAAAUAUUUAUUUAUUCUUCGGAGCCCGGUUUGCCUCUGCCGAAGUUUUCGGGCACCAGUGAGAAAUAUGGAUGCGGCGGACGUAAAUGGCGGGAACGCCGAGGUAGUGCCUAACCUCGAAAAAGUUGCAAAUUCAAAGGCGAACGAGUCGACGGAUCUCGGGGACGCGACUGAUGCCAGUAAAGAAGAGGACGCCGAGGUUAAUGGAGACCUGAAAAUAACACCCAAGAAGGGCACCCUCGGUAAGAGAAAAAUGCGCAAAUCCAAGGCCAACUCCACCAGCAUCAUCGAGAGUGGUUCCAAGCCAAAGACGAGAGGUAGAAAGAGAAAACUUUCCGAGAGAGAAAAUGUCAGCUCCGAAGAGUCAACCGAGUUCAAUGGGUUCGACGUUCAAGGUGUCGGGAACGAGGAACCUGGCAGUCAUGUGCUUAAGAAGCUGAUCGCCGAAGCUGAAUCAGCAGAUGUGCCAAGAAGUAAACGUCCGAAACGUUCCAUAUCAAAAAAUUCCUCCAAGUUAUCGGAAAAAAGUAAUGAAAAAAAAAAUUUAACAGAAAAGGAUAACGAUACUGAUUCGGAGGAUAACAAUAUGCUAAUUGACGAUGGCACUGAACAAAGUGACGAACAAAGAAUUAAAAAAGAAGUAGAGGAAAAGUCAGAAACUGAUUCAAUUGGUGGUCCACACAGUUUAGAAUCUGAAAACGAACCACAAAAAACAGAGGAGUCGUCGGCAAAGUCUGCAAACUCUUCUACAAACAGCAGUCCGUCUGCAAUAUCGCAAAAGUCAAAAGCCAGUAGAGUAUCUCGCGGCGCAAGUCCAGGUAGUGCGAUCAAACAAAAGAUUUCAGUCGACCUAUCAAAUCCAGCUUACAAGGAACCUUUCAAAUAUGGGUGGAAACGGGAACUCGUGUUCAGAGCGGGAACGGAAAAUAAUUUGAAAAGGAUGGCAGACGUUUACUAUUAUACACCCAAAGGCAAAAAAGUCAGAAGCUUCAGAGAAGUCGCCGAAUUUCUCAAUACAAAGGAGCUUACUAUUGACAACUUCACAUUCUUCAAAGAACCAAUCGGCCUUGAUGACCCAGAAAAAGAAAUAAUUAGAGAUGCCAAACGAGUUAAAGAUUCUGGUCCAGCGACACCUUCUCCUGCAAGAAAGGGUCCAGGGAAGAAAGCAGCGCCGGCCAAAAAAGUUAUCGAAGAGACUCCACCAAAAGCAGUUGGCAAAUCUCCAAAAGUAGCAGCAAGUUCACUUAAAGUUAAAUUGCCAACAAAGAAGGCAACCCAAAAAGCUGAAGUAAAACCUCCGGUUGAAGAAAGUGAAAUGCUUCCACCACAGUGGAGUUCUCCACCUGCGAGGCGAACUCAACCUGCACCUGAGAAGACACCACCAGCAAAGACUAAAAGAGCCUUGAAUCUGCCAGAGACUAGGGAACGAGAGUCACAACUUACGCUGUUUGUAAAAACGGCCAAAGUCCAGGAACCCUGCAGUAUACGCUGUUCUUCGAGUAUGGGGCUAAUUCCCAGUCUUCAGUGUCGCGUUUGCCUCUGUCUUUAUCAUCCCGAAUGUGUGGAUGGAGCUGAAUUUACUGGCAGCAACGAAUAUGUGUGCAAGAAUUGCCAGCAGGAAAACGAAGAUUCAUAUCAGCAGCAACGUCAGCAAAUAAGUCAACCGUUAACUCCACCACCAUUGAUACCAAUAAGUAUGCUAGGAGCCCAAAAUGCUAAGUCGAAACAUCCAUUGAACUCAACACCUCCAAAAUUGCAAAGAAUACCAAAAUCUGAAAAUCCAGAUUCGCAAAUCAGAAAUGCUUCGAAAAGUUCGAGAUCUAUACUGAAUAAAAAGUCACCUGUCGUUGAAAAGAAUGAAGGUAGCUGGUUCACACACUCAAGGAAUGAACUUUUACACAGUUGCGAUGGUAUGUUACCAAAACCGGCCCAAAAUAUUGCAUUAAUGGCUGGUAAAAAGUACAUUGUUGUGCCCAAAAAUAACUCUAUGGCUGUGCAGCCUGCCGUUACAGCUAAACAAGACAAGAUUGGUGACAAGCCACCCAUACUUAAAGAGAGUUUGCCCACCGAAGUUUCUAACUCAACAGAGAACUCGUUUUCCUGUUCAACUCUUAACAAAGGUUUGACAACAAAACUUACGAAAACCGAACAAGACAAAUCUAAUUUCGACAUAGGAUACUUUGCACGAAAUGUAUCGGACGUAACGAACUCAGCCUACAGUGAAUCUUAUACCGAAAUCGACUUGGUAAACAGAGACGAUAGUCGAUCACAGUCAAAGAAUAUUAACGAUAAGGUGUCAAACGAUGUUUCGAAAAAUUCAACUCUAAGAACUGAUUCGAUAGAAUUGAACCCAUCAAACCUAAUGUGUACACAUAGAGAAACGACAAUGGUCGUCGAUGUAGAAAAUCACAAAACUUCAAAAAUUACACUUGUAACCCAAACAUCUAAAUCAGAUAAUUCUGAAUACUUGGAAUUUGGGGAAAAAGAUUUGAAAACUUCACAGAAUCACGUUAAUUCAAAAGGGCCGGAGUUCUCGAGGACACAUAACAAAAAAAGGCAGCUGCAGGUCGAAAGUGAACAAAGGCAGCAUUUCAUGGUAUCUGUUUGCGCUGGUUAUCAUGCCUUGUCUCGGGUGUUCCAAUAUCUUAAAGUACAGGAGCUUCUCAGGGCAGCUCGGGUGUGUAAGAUGUGGCGAGAUCUAGCUGCACAUCCUGCAUUAUGGAAAACAGUUCGUAUGAAAAACAGUCAGGUGACGGAUUGGGACGGACUAGCAGAAUCGUUGAAGAGACAUGGAACUCAACAUUUGGAUCUGAGAAAAAUGCUGGUGGCAGGAGAGUCUGACGAUAUUUGGAGGAAAUUUGUAAACGUCAUUCCACGUGUCACAAGCCUAGUUAGGCUCGAGUUAUGCCGGUGUCCAGUAUCCGUUGUUGAAGAUGUAAUCAAGAGCUGUCCGCAACUUGAAGUACUAAGUGCUAUGACGAUAAAAUGUGACUCUCUUAAUUUGGGGUCCGUUGGAAACCUGAAACAUUGCCUAGAGCUCAAGCUGAAAGCGAUAAGUGGAAUGUCCUUGAGCGGAGAUCUUACACCACUCAAAGAACUGACGCAACUGACGCAUCUGAGCUUGACGUCUGUCAAAGAACUUGGCAAAAAGAAAAUUGAUGUUAUAGAGUCACUGACGAAUCUGGAGACAUUGGAGCUUGGCGAAUGCUCAGAUUUCCCAGACAAGUUUGGUACAGUAGUUCUUCAAAAGCUAAAGAAAUUGGAGCGUCUCAGAUUAGAAAAAGGACAAGGUUCCUGCUGUACUUUUGAUAUUCUUGAGGGUGUCUCAAAGCUUGAAAUUCUUAAUCAACUGGAAUUGGUUAAUUUCGAUGUGAAAAAUGGAUUCGACAAGUAUUUAGCCAAUUGUAAAAACAUCAAAAGAUUACUGAUUAUACCAACGUAUAUUUCCCAAUCUGCAACAUCAAACAAUAUGGUCCUUGGAGGAGUUACUGAGCUCUCAAAUAAUUUGACACAUUUUGUGUGGGGAGUGACACUUGAGCUAUUGAGAGUGACCGAACUUUUCGUUGAUCAAUGUAAUCAGAUGAGUAAACAAGUUACAGGAGAUUCCAUACCUGUUUUGAAGCCUGUUCCAUGUUUAAAACUAAUUGAAGAUAUCGAAGAGGAAAAUAGUGAGGCACCAAAAGGUGACGAUAAACAGCAACCAAAUUUAACGAAUCCGCAGGUGGAUAUCUUGCCUCUUCCACAAUUACAAAAGUUGCUUCUGACUGCGUUACCAAAAACACGUGUCAAGAUUUUGAAGAUUCCUUUCCACGCGACUUGGCGGCAAAGCAUUUCAGACUCUACUACCCAGUAAAUAAGAGAAUUACGAAGAAGAUGCAGAUAGAAUUUACAA